Messenger RNA from Owenia fusiformis, 1876 nucleotides. The record is from the annotation of a GenBank genome assembly. Lineage: Eukaryota; Metazoa; Annelida; Polychaeta; Sabellida; Oweniidae.
GUUUAACGCAGUAUUUGCUUAAGGACCAAAAAAUUGCAGAAAUGCAUAAGAAUUCUGCAAAAUAUAUACAAUGUGCAAGAAAAUCCAGAAAAAUCAUCGGAAAAAAUAUGAGGAUCUGAAGUUGGAAGGAAAAGGAUGAAUGUAGAAUUUUAGCGAAAUUAAAGUAAAAGGUAUAUAAAUGAUAAGAAUAUAUAUUAUAUGAUAUUUGAGGAAAUACACAGUAUUUUGCAUCUUAAUUAAUGGUAUACAUGUUUACAGUGAAACAAAAAUACAUAAUAUAUAUAUAAGUAUAUGACAGACAGACUACAUAUUAAAAAAAACAACUGAAUAUGGUGGAUUUCAUCAAAGUUAUAAUUUUACUACAGAAUGUGUUGUUAGCAUGGUCACUUCAAUAUAGGAUUAUUAACAAUGGAGUCGAAGGGCCGUAUGGACUCGUAGAAGCUUACAGUUCAGGACAAUGGCAGUCUAUAUGUGAUGAUCUGUGGGAUUUAAAUGACGCAAAAGUACUAUGUCGAUCGCUGGGGUAUACAAAUUUCACUCCAAGGGCAGAUGCAUGUGCGAGAUAUGGAGAAUCGAGUGGAGGCAUACAUGUAAAGGGUAUGUCAUGUGUUGGAGAUGAACCAUCUUUAGACGAUUGCCCAAAUGAAGGACAUUCCAAUGGAUGUGUACAUUUAGAGGAUGCUGGCGUCAAUUGUGAACCAAAUGAAACAGACUCUACUACCAUAAGGUUGGUUGGGGGUGACAAUGCUUGGUCAGGCAAAGUGGAAGUGCUCAUAAAUGAUGAAUGGGGGACUGUUUGUAGCAAGAACACGCCUUGGACAAGUACCGAAGCUACAGUUGUGUGCAGACAGCUUGGUCUUGGCUUCACUGAUGCUAUAGGCUACAUCAUAGGGGUGCAGUCAACUGACCCUAGUAAGAUCUGGUAUGAUAAGCUAACAUGUGAGGGAGCAGAAAUGAACCUUUUACAAUGUGCUGUUUGGGGACCAAGGUGUGAUGGGCUUCAGGUCAGCUGUGAACACACUGAUGACGUUGGCGUCAUAUGUGAUCCUAUACCUACAACAGUGGAAGUUACUACAGAGGCAAUUACAACAACUGACACAAUUACAACCACUGAGGCAAUUACAACAACAGAGGAAAUAACAACAGCGCCAACUACAACAGAGGCAAUCAUAACAACUGACUCAAUUACAACAUCUGAGGCAAUUACAACAACUGAGGCAAUUACAACAACUGACACAAUCACAUCUGGGGAAAUUACAACAACUGAAACAAAUUCUACCCAAGCUUCAGAAAUAUCAAGCUUGCCUUCAGAUAUCACCCCAAGCACAAAGGAAAUACUUCAAAGCACAGAGGACACAAACCAAUUCUCAAAUGCUACAACUGUAAACUCAACCACUGCUCAACCACAAACAACUGAGGCUCAUGGAACAGGAGUCCUACUUGGGACAUUCCAGCAUGAAAGCCGAGAGAGUGUCAAAAAUAAGUACAAGGAUGAUAUUUCAUUCACAGAGUCUGAUAAACGUCUGAGUGCAAUAACGAUAGGCUCAUCUGCAGUGUUCAUUCUGGUCACUAUGUUAAUGGUGGUACUUAUUAUGGACAGAGCAAUCCUUGUGGAACAUUCAAAGAUGAUGGUUGCGAAUCUUGCUGAUUGUUAUAGUGCAUUAUGAAAUAGACAAUUGGCCUUGACUUGAUUGUUAUAGUGCAUUAUGUAACAGACAACUGGCCUUGACUUGAUUGUUACAGAGCAGUUUGAAAUAGACAAUUGGCCUUGACUUGAUUGUUAUAUGCAUUAUGUAACAGACAACUGGCAUUGACUUGAUUGUUAUAGUGCAGUUUGAAAUAGACAACUGGCCUUGACUUGAUUGUUAUAGUGCAU